Molecule: messenger RNA, 2880 nt
Organism: Raphanus sativus (radish)
Lineage: Eukaryota; Viridiplantae; Streptophyta; Magnoliopsida; Brassicales; Brassicaceae
Product: GBF-interacting protein 1-like
Exons: 8
Coding region: 231-2594 (787 amino acids)
Molecular function (GO): protein binding
Source: RefSeq, a predicted model, not a curated record
CAAAAUUAACAUUUUCCCAUUACAAUAGUUUCCCAAAAAUUUGAAUCUUUCCCAUUUUUCCCAAAGAGCAAAAGAAUAAAAGAGAGAGAAAGCGAGAGCGAGAGACAUUCAUUAAUCGAGAAUCACUUGUCUGUUUGUUUCGUCGAAUCGCAAGCUCGAAGAAGGAAUCACGAGUCGAAGAAGUUUCGAUUUCAGAUCUGAAUCCGUUAGAGAGAGAGAGAGAGAGAAUAAUGGGCAGUCGAGGCGGCGGCGUAAGUAACGCGAAGGCGGGUGGUGUUCCAGCGUCGUGUAGGAAGGUGGUUGAGAGUUUGAAAGAGAUCGUUAGCUGUUCUGAGUUGGAGAUCUACGCGAUGCUUGUCGAUUGCGAUAUGGAUCCUGACGAGACCGUUAGUCGUCUUCUUUCUCAAGAUACUUUUCACGAGGUGAAGAGCAAACGAGACAAGAAGAAAGAGACCAAAGAUCCAGCAGAGUCUUGGACACGUAGCACACCCAAUCGCGGUGCUAGAAGCAGCGGUCAUGACGGUUACAACACCACUCGAGGUGGUGGUAACAGAUUUAAAUCCAAUGAGAGGGGAAGUGUUCAAAGUGUACCUGCAAACAGAAGAGAGAAUGGAACACGUAACCAUUGGGCUGGCUCUUCUUCUUCAACACCUGGUGUCCUUGGCCGCCAACCUCCACCCAACAGCGAUCCUACUAACGCUGAAGUUAAGAAAGCACAACCAACGGUUUCAAGUGAUACAGUUACUUCCUCUUCGCUGCCAACUCCUCCUGUGUAUCAAUCCGCUUGGGCCAAUGCCAACCCAGGUCAGAGAACAAUGGCUGAUAUUGUGAAAAUGGGUAGGCCUCUUCAUCAGAAGAAGAACGUUGUUGCCGUGCCUCCUCGUUCAACAGAGGCUCAAGAGAGUGGAAGCAAAGCUCCGUUGAAGGACGAAUGGCCUUCAAUUGAGAAGCGAGAUGUUUCUUAUCCAACACCUUCUCUCUUGAAACCAGCUGCUGAAGACCAAUUCAGCCAGCCUCAACAUUUGGAUGAGACUCAUUUGGAUGAUAAAGAGGUUCCUGAAACAAAAACAAAUCCAGUUGCGUCUCCUCCUGAUGCAGAACAGGCUCCACCUGCUUCAGUAUCCAGCAGACAUUUGCGGGACGAUGACGAUGCUAGAGACUCCUCGGUUAAUGAAGACGAAAACGACAAAGUGGAGCCACAUGCUUUUGAGGAAAAUAGAGGUGAAGAUGUUUCUGCAUCUGUUGCGACUGGUUUUCAGCAACUAACCAUAGAGAACGAAGAAGACCAUGAAACAUUAACGAGAGAAGACGAACCUCCGGUGAUAAUCCCCAGUCACCUACAAGUGCAUACCUCAGAAUGCUCACACUUGAUGUUUGGUAGCUUUGGCAUGGGGUUAGGAUCUGGCCAAGCUAGCAGUGGCUUUAAUGAUAACUUGGAGGAAACAAAAGAAACAGAAGAUAAUUCAUCAUUCAGACACCCUGAGUCUGACUUCUAUGGAGAGGAAGAAGAAGAGGAGCAACUCAAGAAUGCUGCUACUGAUGAACAAGCAUCCUAUCAAAUCGAUUCAACCGCCAGGAACUACCAUGCUUCCUCGGAUUCUGAAACAGAAGCAGCAGCGCAACAUGAGCCUCCUCUUCAAGAAGAUCAUCAGUACAAGUUCUCAUCUCCUGCAGAUUAUGAAUUUGAAAACAGCCAACAGUUGAAUCCUCCACCAGAAACAAAUCCACAAAUGCAGAGUCUGGAUAACUUCCCCAACGUAAUGCAUCAAGGCAUUCAAGAUGCAAGAGAACCUGAUCUCCACUACUCACCAUUCCCAACAAAAUACAACAGUGCCACUCCCUCUUCACAUAGCGGUCCAGCAAUAUCCAUGGCUGAGGCACUAAGAGCUGCGAGUAUUUCUCCACAAAACGCAAUGCCCGGUGCGGGAGAACAAGCAGCAGCUCUUGCUCAACACCUUGCCUUAAACCCAUACUCUCAUCAGCCUGGGAUGCCUUUAGGGCAUUAUGGUAAUCUGAUGAGCUAUCCAUUCAUGCCACAGAGUUACAACCCUUACAUGCCUUCAGCUUUCCAGCAAGCGUUUCCGUCUGGUAGCCAUCAGUCUAUGCUACCGCAAUACAAAACUCAAGCUACUGCUCCUCCUGUUCCUCCUCCCUCUGCCUAUGGUUUUAGUGGUGGCUCCGCGUUGGGUAACAACUUCCCUUUGAACUCCACAAGCGCUCCAAACUCCUACGAAGAGGUUCUGAGCUCGCAGUUUAGGGACAGCAAUCACUUGGCGUCAUCACUUCAACAGCAGAAUGAACACUUAGCAGCAUGGCAUCAAGGACAACAGUCCAGCUCGCGUGUGGUUCCAGGAAGCGGAUAUUACAGCCUUCCUAGUCAUCAGAAUCAACAGCCUCCUGGUUUCCGUCAAGCACAACUACUGCAGCAGGCAUCUCAACAACAACAACAACAGCAUUUUGGAGGACAUGGCUAUGGGAGUCCUUACCAUUCACAAGCACUAGAUCAGCUCCAUCACCAACACCACCAACAACAAAACGCCAGAGAUGCUUCUAAACAGACCCCCCACCAACAGUUAUGGCCCAACAACUACUGAUCAAGAAUCAAUCAGUCAAAUCUGUCUUCAUGCCUUACUUUCUCUUUCUCCUUGCAAUGGGGGAUGAUUCCGAGGUGUGGGUGUGUGUGUUUGUGUGUGUUUUGGAUUGUUGUGGUUUGUGGUAAGGUCUUAUGAAGGGUUUAGGUGAGAGAGACCUUCAGUGGCUGGCUUGUUUAGAUGCUAACCAACCUUCUUGUAUCACUAGAAACUCUGUUUUUUCCUUACCAAUUAACUCAUGACUCAUCAGUCUUGACUUCCUUUUAUUUUAUAAACUUUACUUUAAAUA